AACGAGGAUUGUCCACGGUUCCGUUCUCUGUCAUCUCUUGGUCAUCUCGGUCUGUAGAGAUUGACAUACAGAACAUAGACUAUUUUUAUUCACGACCUCCUCGCUACGAGUACCUAUCGUCAUGUCGCACAGUUGCACUCGACGGUGCUCUACUCUCAAUAAUUGAGAACAGACCUCAAAGACGAGCGUAACGACAAUUGCGUCGGGAACCUCGGUGUCACUAGCCUCCGAGAACCCCGAAUCUUCUCACCGUGACUUAGGUCUUGCAUUGCGCCCCCCUUACACCUCCUCCAACAUGAAGCUCGACAAUCAAACUUACACGCUCUCAGAGAACAUAAAGAUUUCCUUCACUGACAAUGGUUCUCCAUCAAAUUCCGACGACUACACCACUCUUGUCAUCUUGCACGGAAGUGCUUUCAAUGGAUACGGUCUAGAAAAGCUUCACCACGUUUCGCAUUCACUCAAUCUUCGUACCGUCAUCUUGCAGCGACGUCAAUAUCCUGGUUCGACGCAAUACACCGACUCAGAGCUCGAAGAUCUCAGGCAAGGCCGGAAAGUCUUCCUCGACAGGAUUGGGAAGAAUAUGGCCGAGUUUCUACUACAGUUCAUCGAGAAAGAGAAGAUACCGAAAGCCAGUGAAGACAUGAAGAGAGGAGGUAUCGCGGUCAUGGCCUGGUCGAUGGGUACUCCUUCGGCAACGGCGCUGUUCUCCGAUCGAAAUAUUGUUCCUCGCAAGGAUUAUUUGGUUUUGGAGGACUACGUUAAAGAUCUCAUCUUCGAUGAUCCUCCUUAUCUAUGCUUUGGCUUCAAAUUACCUGACGAUCACCAGGCUUACGAUCCUUGGACCGACCCAGAGCUGAAGACUUUAUCAGAAAAAUUUGAGCAGUUUUCCAACUGGGCAACUUCGUACUUCGAUCACCCGAACCCUGAAACUGGCAAGCUUCAAGACAUGGAUCUAACAACGAAAGGAAGUAGCAAUGCGACCAUCUUGGAAUGGUCUCCGGAAGAGUUGCAGAAAUACUUCAAUAUGGAGGCAGCUGUAUCCUCUGAGUUUCCCAUGGUGGCUGAGCCGAUGCAAAAAACGCUCAGGGAAAUGGUAGAACGGGUCUUGUAUGAUGAGAACCUCAUUCAUUCGUACUUUCCUCGCGUGAAAGUUACUGUGGUUCACUGCUCGCAAUCACCUUGGCACUCUUACUGGUGUGCAAAGGAACUACAACGAACUUACGAUGAGCGUUUGUCGAAAGGAGGGAGUGCAAGGCCUUUGAAGAUCUACAAGGUGGUCGGGAACCAUAUGUUACACUGGGCAGCCCCGAAGCUUUUGCUGGAGGCGACGGUGGAAGGAAUGAGAAGGUAACCUUAUCGGGGAUAUGCGAAAUGAGUGCCCGGAUUAUUGUGAAUGGUGCCUCGUAUUUAGGAUAAUGGCCUAUGUCUGUGUAAAUCAAGGAGCUAUAUCUAUUUUACUCGUUGACGUCGAUAGAAUGAGCCUAUACAGCACGGAGUUAAU
This is a messenger RNA of Marasmius oreades (fairy-ring Marasmius), 1504 nucleotides long. RefSeq lists its product as uncharacterized. NCBI's taxonomy places the organism in Eukaryota, Fungi, Basidiomycota, Agaricomycetes, Agaricales, Marasmiaceae. The transcript is spliced from 5 exons. The coding region runs from base 296 to 1354 and encodes 352 amino acids. The record is from RefSeq and is a predicted model, not a curated record.